Molecule: messenger RNA, 2711 nt
Organism: Chinchilla lanigera (long-tailed chinchilla)
Lineage: Eukaryota; Metazoa; Chordata; Mammalia; Rodentia; Chinchillidae
Gene: Rad18
Product: RAD18 E3 ubiquitin protein ligase
Exons: 14
Coding region: 464-1954 (496 amino acids)
Biological process (GO): protein monoubiquitination; DNA damage tolerance
Cellular component (GO): nucleus; Rad6-Rad18 complex
Molecular function (GO): single-stranded DNA binding; ubiquitin protein ligase activity
Source: RefSeq, a predicted model, not a curated record
GGAGGAAAGGGCUCCAGGGAGGGUAAGCUCCUCCAGGGAGGGUAAACUCCUCAGGGAGGGUAAGAGCAAUGCCUUGUUCAGAGCUCAAAGGGGACUUUCAGCCCCUACUUGCGCCUCAAGUGCUCCUUCCCGGGGCGACGCUCAGACCUCGGACAGCCACCUGAGGAGCACAGGGGGGAGACUUCGUCAGGGAGGAAGAGAUCUGUGCACAGUGGGCUCAUAUGUGAUUCAUCACUCCUGCCUCACCAAGCAGUUGGCCACCAGGAAUCAGAGGCUGCCCAGAAGUCUGGCGCGUGCGCAAUGCUAGCACCUUUGGCUCGCUCCACCUGCGCACUACAACUCCCAGCGGGCUCCGCAACGCAUCAGGCAUCGCGGGCUGAUGACGUACACACCAGCGCGGGGAAUUUCGAGUGGUAGUUCCGCGUAGGAGGCCAGUGGGUCCUCAGCAUCCUCCUGGACGUUCAUGGAACCCGUGGGCGAACCUCGGUGGCCUCCGGGCCUGGCAGUCAUGAAGACAAUAGAUGAUUUGCUGCGAUGUGGAAUUUGCUUUGAAUAUUUCAACAUUGCAAUGAUAAUUCCUCAGUGUUCGCAUAACUAUUGUUCUCUCUGUAUAAGAAAAUUUCUGUCAUAUAAAACUCAGUGUCCAACUUGUUUUGUGACAGUCACAGAGCCAGAUCUGAAAAAUAACCGCCUAUUAGAUGAACUGGUAAAAAGCUUGAAACUUGCACGGAAUCAUCUGUUACAGUUUGCUUUAGAGUCACCUCCUAUAUCUCCCGCUUCUUCCUCAAAGAAGCUGGCUGUCAAAGUACAGAGUCCUGGAGCCUUCAGACAUUCUUUAAAGCAGGGCAGCACAUUAAUGGACAAGUUUUUGGUCAGAGACCCUAGUGGUUCUACAUCAGCAUUGUUGAUAAAAGAAAAUGACAGCAAAUUCAGCCAUCAGAAAGAGGCAAGCCCUUCUACACAAACCAAAGAAACCUGUUUUGCAGAAAAGAUGACACCUGGCUCCUCAGAUGCCAGUAGGCCUGAGAUACCCUCUACGUCCUCUUUGAAACAAGUUGUUAAAGUAGAUUGCCCUGUUUGUGGUGUUAACAUUCCAGAAAAUCAUAUUAAUAAGCACUUAGAUGGCUGUUUGUCACGUGAAGAGAAGAUGGAGAGCCUCAGAAGUUCUGUUCAAAAAAGGAAGCAGCUGCCCAAAACUGUAUAUAACUUACUCUCUGAUCGUGAUUUAAAGAAAAAGCUAAAACAGCACGGAUUAUCUAUUCAAGGAAAUAAACAGCAGCUCAUUAAAAGGCACCAAGAAUUUGUCCACAUGUAUAAUGCCCAGUGUGAUGCUUUGCAUCCUAAGUCAGCUGCUGAGAUAGUAGAAGAAAUUGAAAACAUGGAGAAGACCAGGAUGCGUCUUGAAGCAAGUAAACUCAAUGAAAGUGCUAUGGUUUUUACAAAGGACCAAACAGAAGAGGAAAUAGAUGAAAUUCACCGUAAAUAUCGUAAAAAGCAUCAGAAUGAGUUUCAGCUUCUGGUGGAUCAAGCCAAAAAAGGCUACAAGAAAACUAGAAGAAUGUCAAAAGACAAACUAAUGAAAAAAGUUGAACCUACAGAAAAGCUGUUAUCUGUAUGCAUGGAUGAUAAAAUGAAAUUCUCAGAUGUACCAUCGGUAGCAGACCAUUUCCACCCAUCGCAACUGGGCUACCCAGGGAAAUCAGAGGCCGAGAGAGCAGAUGAUUCUUCUAGCUGUACUGAUAUUCAAGAAGUGACACUUUUCUCAUCAGAGUCUGAUUCAUGCAAUAGUUCUAGUUCAGACAUCAUAAGAGAUCUUCUGGCAGAAGAGGAGGCCUGGGAAGCAUCACACAAAAAUGAUCUUCAAGACGUAGAAACAAGCCCAAGACAGAAUCGCCGCACAAGAGCAGCUGAAAGUGCUGAGAUUGAACCAAGAAAUAAACGCAAUAGGAAUUAGGGGACUUUUUCCAACUUUUUAAUGCUAUGAUUAGAGUAUGGUAGUUUUUAUUGCUGAAUGAAUGUAGAUUUCAUAUUUAUAAAUGACCAAGGAAAGAUGUGAAAUUCUAAAUGUUAUAGUUAACUAAUUUUCAUUCUUUCUGGAAAAUUUCUUUCUGAAAAAGGAAAAGGUUACUACACAUUGUCACUUGAUCAGUUGCCUCCUCCCUCUAAAACAUUGACAUCCACUGUUCACCAGCUUUACUGAGUGGGAACACUGUUUUGCAGAGGGAUUUGUUUAGUUUCUAAGUUUCAGGAUAUCCUCAAGCCAUUCUCCUUUUCUUCUAUGGAGAGACCAACCUGAGAAGAGGAUUCUUUUCAGCCUCUGCAUCAUUAUAAGCAGUCGAGUUAGGAAUCUUUGUGUUCCACCAUCAUUUACAUCCUUGGAGAGUAUGAGAACCUGAGGCGAAGCUGCUGAAUGUCUAUCGCAGCAGUUCAGAAUGGUGUCACCCAAGAUCAGUGGAGUUGUUUGUUAGACUUGUGUUUCAUGUAUUGCUUGGAGUAGGAUUCCAAUUUACUUUUUUUUUUUUAGGAUUCCAAUUUAAAGUCACAAAGUUAGUAUUAUAAUUUUUUAAGUUACGAAGUUAUUGCUGUAAUUUUUAAAAAGGUACAAAGUUAGUAUUGCAGUUCUUAAAAGUUACAAAGUUAGCCGGGCGUGGUGGCGCACGCCUAUAAUCUUAGCAUUUGGGAGGCUGAGGCAGGAGUUCAAGACCAGCCUG